Messenger RNA from Parasteatoda tepidariorum (common house spider), 2152 nucleotides. RefSeq names its product Dihydrouridine synthase 3 (gene Dus3). Gene Ontology annotation, biological process: tRNA processing. Lineage: Eukaryota; Metazoa; Arthropoda; Arachnida; Araneae; Theridiidae. The record is from RefSeq and is a predicted model, not a curated record. Gene Ontology annotation, molecular function: flavin adenine dinucleotide binding; RNA binding; tRNA dihydrouridine synthase activity.
UUUAGCAAAACAGAAAUGAAAAACCGGAAACGAAUAAUGCAAAAAGUAAACAAGCAAAUAAGUUUUUUGUAUUUCAGUUAUUUAAGCACGUGUUUUAAGCUAAAUACACGGCAUUUGUUCUGCAUUUUCCAACAAGAUUGUUAGAUGCACUUAAACAAUCUCCAAAUAUAUAUGUAUUUAUAUACUUCAUUUGACUGAAAUAAUGGACACUGUCAAAAAGGAAAGCUACCAGUAUCACAUUGCUGGGGUUGCUCCAGUUAAAUCUGAAUAUCUCCUUCAAGAUCAUGUCAGAGAACUGAAUUUAGAUUUUGUUGCUGCCAAAGAUAAGAAGAAAUUUAUACCGGGUUGUGACAAAGAUUCAUCUGAUGAACCACCUGCUAAAAAAUUAAAGGGACAAAACAAAUACCGUCCUCGUAGUCAAAAAGCUCCAAGAUCUGAAAAAUUAUGCUUUAAAAUAGGCACUGAAGGGAGCUGCCCCUAUGGAGAGAGUUGCUGUUACAGCCAUGAUGUCAAAGCAUAUUUAGAAAAUAAGCCACCAGAUCUGGGUGAUGAAUGCUACUUGUUUAGAAAGUAUGGUAAAUGUCCUUAUACAUUUUCCUGCCGGUUUGCAAAGGACCACUUUAAAGAUGAAAAGAAUGUUGUUGUAGAAAAAUUGUGGGAAAAGUAUAAAGAUAAACAAUUAAACUGUAAUAUGCUUUCUAAAGAUUUACAAAUCGCCUUGAGAAAAAGAAGUUACAAUUUUAAAAAAUCUGAUAAAGCUCUAAGUAGUGCUCACAUGCACAAUGAAGCAAAUGACACAAUUUAUGUUAAGGUCCCUCCGAAAGAAGUUGAUGAUUCUUCAAAUAAAAAGAUUGAUAAUAAUUGCACAUUGGAUCAAAAUUGCUCACUAGUACCUGACUCAGAAAUUAAAGAUCAAAAAAAUUCAGUAGAAGCAGAAAACUUCAAAAAUGUUAAGACAGAAGUUUUGGAUAAUUUUUCUAAAGAUGAUACUUUGCUUCUACCAGAAAUUAAGAAGAUAGACUUCAAAGAUAAACUGUAUUUAGCUCCUCUUACAACAGUAGGUAACUUACCUUUCAGACGAAUCUGUAAAGAGUAUGGUGCUGACAUUACUUGUUCUGAAAUGACUUUAGCUCUAAGUCUUCUUCAAGGACAGCAAUCUGAAUGGGCUCUUAUUAAGCGACAUCAUACAGAAGAUUUAUUUGGCAUACAGCUGUGUGGUUCACAACCAGAAGUAAUGACUCGUUGUUGUCAAGUUUUGUCAGAAAAUGCCUCCUUUGAUUUUAUAGAUUUGAACCUUGGUUGUCCUCUAGAUGCAAUUUAUAAAAAGGGUGCUGGUUGUGGUCUUAUGAACAGAAUGAGAAAAUUAAAAACCAUACUACAUGGUGUUUCAUCUGUUAUUGAUGUUCCUCUUACCCUUAAAAUGAGAACUGGUAUUUAUUCUAAUGAAAGUCUGGCAGAUAGUUUGAUUAGAAAGUUAAAGGAACUAAAGACACCUGUGUCACUAAUUACUCUUCAUGGUCGAUCCCGAGAGCAAAGAUAUACCAGGUCUGCUGACUGGGCUUAUAUUGAUAAUUGUAAUAAAAUUGCUGAACCCAUUCCAUUAUUUGGAAAUGGUGAUAUUUUAUCUUAUGAAGACUAUAAUGCAAGGCGUGCCGAAAGUAGUGUGUCGGGAAUCAUGAUAGCAAGAGGAGCUCUGAUCAAACCUUGGAUUUUCAAGGAAAUUAAAGACCAGUUUCACUGGGAUAUAUCAUCUUCUGAAAGAUUAGAUAUUCUAAGAAAAUACUCAAAUUAUGGUUUAGAGCACUGGGGUUCAGACACAGAGGGUGUUGAAAAAACUAGGCGAUUCUUGUUAGAAUGGCUGUCUUUUUUAUAUAGAUACAUACCUGUUGGAUUGUUGGAAAGAGUACCGCAACAAAUUAAUGAAAGACCACCUCCUUAUUUUGGACGUAAUGAUUUAGAAACAUUAAUGGCUAGUCCUAGUUGCACUGACUGGGUUAAAAUAAGUGAAAUGCUGUUGGGACCGGUGCCAGAGAACUUCAUUUUCUUACCUAAACACAAGGCAAAUGCAUACAAAUGAUUUUUAUUUAUAUUUUGUUAAUAAAUUGGUUAUGUUAUUUUUGAAUAAAACAUUUUUGUAGUUUCUUUUCUUUUA